GAUAUAGUCAAUCAAGAGAAGACAAUGAGUAUAAAAGAGUAAAAGUAAAACAAAGGAAAAAAAGUUUGCUUUCUUUUCUUGUUCUCUGUUUGGCUUGUGUCUAUAUGUUUUCCAAGACCGACUGCGUAUCGGGAUGCAUCCCUCAUUUGCGUGGUGCAAGAAAAAAAAAGCGACUUAACUUCUGACUUUUUUUUUUGGUAUUUUAAUGAUCCUGUUUUUUUUCCCCCUUUCUCUCUCUCUCUCUCUCUUUCUCGCUUAUUCUAAAAAUGAAUUCUUUACGCAUCAUGCAAGAUACUUAUGCUCAUGAUCAAAUCUAUCAUCCUUAUGAUAAAGAAGAAGAAUUAAAGGUGAAGCAUCAACAUACAAAAACGGAAUCCUUGAUGUCACCUCCUUUGACACCUACAGAAGUCCAUCAACCGCAUCCUGUUGGCUUAUCACCACCUACGGUUGCUAUGAAUCAGCCUCUUAGUUGGAAUUAUAGACCCAAGAAUAGAAAGCAAUUCAUUCAAUCCUAUUCUCGCAUGGUGCCUUACCUUAGAAAAGACAAUUGCAUGAAUCCUGGCAAUGAAAAAAUGUUUGCAUUAAAUGUCUACCGGGAUCUAUUCAUCAAGAACAAAUCACUCGUAGUAAAAGAAAAAAGCUGUACUAGGUCGGACGAAACUGUCGUGCCACAUACUAAAAAGAGAACGUUGGCUAUCAUGUCCGCUCACCAUGAAUUCAUGCCUCCAACAAAAAGAAAACGCGUUUCGUCUGUCUUGCCUUCUGGUAAAGAUGCUGCAUUGGCAUUCGAUUCAAUUGAUAUUGAUAGCCAUGACCAAGAUUUUUAUCCUCAAGGCUGGGUACCACUUGGUGAAGCCCUUGAUCAAGUUCCCGUAAAGGUCUCUUGGAAAGGCGCACCUCUUCCAAUUCAUCAACAACCUUAUUACCAUGCUUUACAUCAUGUAGAAGCCACAAUGGCUUCCGUGUUGCGUCUUUCUCCUGUACAAUACCUUCGUUGUAAACGUACACUUAUCUUGGCUGCCCGUACCUUAAAAAUUCAACAAAUUCCAUUCACAAAAUCCGUUGCACAAAAGUUGUGUCGAGUGGAUGUCAAUAAGACCAGCGCUCUUUGGACUGCGUUUGGUCAAUUAGGCUGGUUUGAUGGUGACGAUAACUACCUUGCUUAAUUGUUUUAUUUAUUCUCUCUUUAUUUUGUAUUACAACCUUUUAAUAAUAUGAUUGUAUAUUCAUACCCCAUUCCCUUUCUCUCUUUUUAUAUAUAUAUUUACAUAUGUUCUACAUACUCUCUUUUUUUUUUUACAUACAUACACAAAAAAAACCUUUUCUUUUUGUUUUUUUUUAAAAAAAUAUCUAAAAAUUACAUAUAAAUAAACAAAUAUACCUUUAAUUAAUUAGAA
This is a messenger RNA of Gilbertella persicaria, 1397 nucleotides long. RefSeq lists its product as uncharacterized. Lineage: Eukaryota; Fungi; Mucoromycota; Mucoromycetes; Mucorales; Choanephoraceae. The transcript is spliced from 2 exons. Bases 267 to 1166 code for a protein of 299 amino acids. The record is from RefSeq and is a predicted model, not a curated record. Gene Ontology annotation, molecular function: protein binding.